AUGGGUCUCAGCAGAGCGUCGCUGGGCUUUAUGGGCCUGUUCUUUAUGGCAGGCUCCAUCUUGCUGAUUUUCCUGACUCUUUUGGCGGGUAGUCGCAACACCACGCCUCUCAAUCAGGUCUACUUCCUCCAGGCCGACACCGGGAAUAUACCCGGCGCACCUGCGCUCUCGCGCUGGACAUUCUGGAACCUCUGCGGGGUCACUGCUGGCGGGAAGAAUGACUGCGGGAAAUCGCACCCUGACUUCCCCUUCGAUCCCCCAAGCCACCGUAACUUCGACACGACUGAGAAUGUUCCGGACCAGUUCAUCGACACCAAGCACUACUUCUUAAUGUCCCGGUUCAUGUUCCCCUUCGUCAUCAUUGGGUUGUUCUUUGCCGUGUGCUCCCUCUUCACUGGCCUCCUGGCCAUGUGCACUCGCAUCGCCAGCUAUCUGUCUGGCUUCCUGGCCUGGCUCGCCCUGACUUUCCAGGUUAUCACAACCUGUCUCAUGACUGCUGUGUUUGUACAGGGCCGUGAUGCCUUCCAGAGCAACGGUCAGACCGCAAAGGUCGGUGUCAAGGCAUUCGCCUUCAUGUGGACUGCCUCCGCCUGUCUCUUCCUGUCAUGCUUGAUGUACUGCCUCGGCGGUGCUGUCGGCCGGAAAGACAGCACUGGCUACAGUGGACGCAAAGAGCGCCGCCGUGGUUUCUUCUCCUCCCAGCGCUCGAACAGCGUGAAGAGCCAGAAGCAAGAGACCACAAACCCAACCUACAAUGCUUAA
Penicillium brevicompactum is the source of this 762-nucleotide messenger RNA. RefSeq names its product SUR7/PalI family protein. Lineage: Eukaryota; Fungi; Ascomycota; Eurotiomycetes; Eurotiales; Aspergillaceae. The transcript is spliced from 4 exons. Gene Ontology annotation, biological process: fungal-type cell wall organization; cortical actin cytoskeleton organization; endocytosis. Bases 1 to 762 code for a protein of 253 amino acids. The record is from RefSeq and is a predicted model, not a curated record. Gene Ontology annotation, cellular component: membrane raft; cell cortex; plasma membrane.